AUGGCAGCCGAGGGAGAUUUUCUGAUACGCUACCGGGCGGUGUCAAAUAAACUGAAAAAACGUUUUCUGCGGAAGCCUAAUGUCGCUGAAGCAAGUGAACAGUUUGGUCAGCUGGCCAAGGAGCUCAAACAGCAAGACUGUCCUCAAUAUGCUGCCUUCUGUAAUCUGGCCAUGGCCCGCUGUGAGCAGACCCUGUUCAAUGCUGCAGGAGAAGCCCUGGCACUGACUGAUGCAGCCCGACUCUUUCUGGCCUCGGAGCAGGAAACCCGAGCGCUGAGGGCUCCCGGCUUCGAUGAGAAUAUGCAGGCAGCAAUGAACUGCUAUAGUUUUGCUAUUAAGGUCUGUAUUGAGAUGAAUCAGCCUGUUAUGGCGGCCAGUCUCUCACUGGAGCUUGGCAAUGCUCUGAAGGAGAUGAACAGACCCGGGGAGGCGAUAGUUCAUUUCCAGAGAGCCGCAGAACUGCAGAUUCAGACUCCAAUUGAGGCCCUGCUGUCACUGUGGGAAAUGGCCUCCUGCAAAAUACUGACCCGCGAUUACGAUGGCGCUCUUGCUGUUCUCUCUGAGAUGCAGCACAUGUGUCAGGAAAGAGGACUACAGCUACCCGGGACAAACACCCCUGUCGGUGCAUUUAUGGAUAUCAUAGCAAAGUGUGAAAUCUCCAGGGUAUUACUUCUUAUGCUGCUUGAGCCUCCUCCUCAAAAGCUGCUACCUGAGCACGCUCAAACACUAGAGCGAUACGCCUGGGAAUCCUUCGACUCACACAGUCAGGUAAACUUCCUUCCAGAAAAUGUGUUCCUCCUUCUGCAGUCAGUUGUGAUGGCCUGUCAGGAAAAGGAUACAGAAUCUCUCAAGGCUCUCCAGACAGAACUGUGGCCACUCCUUUCGGCAGAACAGAAUCAUCUCCUCCACUUAGUGGUUCAGGAGCGAAUUACACCCUCCGGUCAGGGCAUAUGAUUCAGUGCAAUACACCCCCACAAAACAGUUCUUAUUGGACCAUUCCUAUGCCAGUGCCUGGUGCAUUUUGCAUGAGGACUGUAGAAGGUCACUGAACCUACCAGAGCUGUACAUACACGCAUGAAAAUUUCUCUAAUAACAGAAGUUUUCAUGUCUCCUAUACAAACUCGCUUUGGUGAUUUAUAUAGCGGUUAGAUAUUGUGUUGAAAAGGUGAAUGAUUAUGUUGAAACAUAUUUAAAGUUGUAAAAUAUUGAUGUUGUAAAUAAUAAAAUGACAAAGUGAUUCUUA
Cyprinus carpio (common carp) is the source of this 1243-nucleotide messenger RNA. Its product is annotated as 40-kDa huntingtin-associated protein-like. Gene Ontology annotation, molecular function: protein binding. The record is from RefSeq and is a predicted model, not a curated record. NCBI's taxonomy places the organism in Eukaryota, Metazoa, Chordata, Actinopteri, Cypriniformes, Cyprinidae. Gene Ontology annotation, cellular component: early endosome. Gene Ontology annotation, biological process: vesicle cytoskeletal trafficking.